Galleria mellonella (greater wax moth) is the source of this 5207-nucleotide messenger RNA. RefSeq names its product cell adhesion molecule Dscam2-like. The transcript has 38 exons. Gene Ontology annotation, biological process: cell-cell adhesion. The coding region runs from base 241 to 4770 and encodes 1509 amino acids. The record is from RefSeq and is a predicted model, not a curated record. NCBI's taxonomy places the organism in Eukaryota, Metazoa, Arthropoda, Insecta, Lepidoptera, Pyralidae. Gene Ontology annotation, molecular function: protein binding.
UCGGGCUGUAUUGACGUGAGUGGCUUUGCCCGUAGCAAGUUUCCCCACGUUCGUGUUUAAAUACGAAAGUUGACGUUCGCGAUUGAAUUUUCGCGCGUUUUUUUUUUUUUUUUGUAAAAGGAAUAAAUAAUUUUGUGAUAUUUUUUUUUAUGAUGUUAUUAUUAAAUUUGUUUUCGUUUGUUGUUUGGAGCGAAAUGUGAAUUCUGUUGGCUCUUUGAGUUAAUUCCGGACUGGUCCAAAAUGGCUGGAAAGCUAUUGUUUUUUUGCGCAUCGCUGUCGGCACUGAAUAUUGAUGCUUCACUUGUCCUGGACACACGACACUUAUCCAAAGAUACGCAUGGAAGCUUUAGCCCAACGUCUGGGAGUCAACGAAGUCCAAUACUUCCGAAUGAUUCAGAACGACACAAAGGAAGGACGCCACAGAAAAUUCAUGAAAAAUUUAAUCACCAUACGUCACUAUUAGAUACCAGCAUUGAAGUAAACAAUACGGAAUUUAGGUAUUUUUCAAAAUACGAGAGAAUUGAAGACGUCUACUCAAUAAAAGGGGGCAAACGAACAUGCGGCUCACCUGAUGGUGCUCAUAGACAGUGUAGAAGAAGUUUACCAGAGAACAGAGUUAUCAUCACUCAACAUUUUACUGAGAGAACUAUUACUCCCGGUGGUGAUAUUAGCAUGCAGUGUGCAGCAACUGGGGACAGGCCGCCCCAAUUCGUUUGGGAACGAGAUGGUGUGACGGUGACUAGCUAUACUGAAAAUCGAUAUGCAUUAGGUCAAGUGAUGACCUCAGACAACUCUGUAGUGGCUCAACUCAACAUAACAAGAGUAAGAGUAGAAGAUGGAGGCGUGUACUCUUGCAUAGCGAGAGAAGGAGAUCAUAUAGCUUCGCAUGAGAACCGACUAGAUGUCUAUGGUCCACCAUACAUAAGAUCAUUGCCACCUAUAAAAAUCCAGAGUGGCGAAUCAGUGAAUCUACGGUGCCCAUACUAUGGAUAUCCUAUUAGCAAAAUUGACUGGGAGCACAAUGGGAAAAUAUUGAAUACGAACAAUGUAUUCCAAACUCGAUAUAAAAGAAACUUACAUUUUUUAAAACGAAAAACCCGAAGAGAUGCGCCAUCGGUAAACAUUAAUGGAGUGCUGACCAUUCCAGAAGUAAGCAAAGAACAGAACGGUGCUGUGUACACUUGUAUUGUUACAAGUCCAUCAGGGGAAAUGGCAAGAAGGGCAUUUGAAAUACAAGUCAUCGAAGCACCAAUUUUAGAAGAUUUACUAUUAGGAAAUAAUUUACAAGAGGGUCAAAUUGUUAACAUUUACUGUAAUGUUCGAAGUGGAGACUUGCCUAUACAUUUUGAAUGGUUGAAAGACGGGAAGAGGAUUCCAAAUAGUUUGAAGGUAGUAGAACGAAGUUCCGAAUUAUUCAGCGCGUUGGUAAUCAAGAAAGUGUCGUUGGAACAUUGCGGCACGUACACGUGUGUCGCGUCCAACCACGUCGCGAAAGUAAACAGGUCCACUGAAUUAUAUAUUAAAGUGGCACCAAAGUGGCUGGAGGAGCCGACCAAUUCUUCUCUGCUGCUGGGCCGGAGAGGAACAGUCUCUUGCAGCGCCAGCGGGUACCCUCAACCUCAAGUGCAUUGGAUGAAAAAAGAUGCUAUUUUAGGCACGUGGCAACCAGUUUUAGAAUUGGCUGGUGGUGGUAUACUAAGUCUACCAAAUGGUACUUUAGUCAUAGAGGAAGUAUCCCUCACCGAUGAAGGACUGUAUUCUUGUAACGUCGAGAAUGGAGUGGGCCAACCGCUGAGCAAGACUGUCUGGAUGAGCGUUAACAAACCGGUACAUUUCGAAAUAUCGUCAACAAACCUGACUUCCCGUCUGGGUCACCCUGUCACUUUAGAAUGUCGACCGUUGGGAGAUGAGCCCAUAAGAGUGACAUGGGUGCACGAUGGGAACCAUGUGGAAUUUCAAAAUCAAAGGAUGAAACAUUCUGAAUCGAAGACAAACCAAGGAGUGUUCAGUGCUAUAAGCUUUCAAUAUUCUGAGGCGAGUGACGCUGGUUUGUACCAAUGCAGAGCUAACAACCCAUAUGGGGCCGCCACAUUCAAUAUACAAUUAACAAUCUUAGAGCCACCUACUCCACCAUCAGACCUUCGUAUACAGACGGUCAGGUCUCGGACUGCAGUGGUGUCAUGGCGGGACACUCUGCGAGCUAACGCGAGGCACUACACUGUACAAUACGUGGUCACCCAGUACGGGGACAGUGUGUGGGAGCAUGCCACUAACGUGAAUGUUACUAGGAAAGACACAGAGAUCCGUCAAACGGUAGAACUGCAGAAUCUACGGCCGGCGACCGCGUACGGCGUCCGCGUCGCAACCGGCAACCAAGUUGGCAUCAGUCAGUUCACGUUACCACUGCACUUCACCACACACGAAGAAGCACCGUCAUCACCGCCAGUCAACUUGCAAGUGGAACAAACGGAAAAUCCCGGUGAACUGUACGUGUCAUGGCUACCGCCUCUUAAGGAUUCACACAAUGGGAUCAUCAUGGGUUACCAUUUAAAAGCUGUCCCUCAAAACGGUGAAACAGACGCGAACGACAAGAAAACUCUGAAAGUGAUGCAACAGUCUGGCAAGCAAGAAACAUUGCUAAGUGGCUUACUCAAGAACACGAGAUAUUCAAUAUCGAUAUCGGCGUUCAAUAAUGCUGGGUCCGGACCGUACUCACUGCCGGUGUUUCAAGAUACUCGGGAAGGAGUCCCAGAGAAAGCGCCAUCUUCAGUGGAAUGUACUGCGGUUUCCUCUACAUCGCUGAGGGUCGGUUGGCAGCCGAUUGUGUUGUUUGGUCAAGGCAACUCGCUCGUAGGAUACACCGUGCUUUAUACAACUGAAGACGGCACCUGGUACAACCAGACAUCACUGCACACAGAGCUAUACCUUCAGAACCUGAUGAAGUACACCAACUAUACUGUGAAAGUGGCUGGCUUCUCCAAUUUCGGUUCGGGGCCGUAUUCAUACCCAAUAAUCUGCGCUACAUUGCAAGAUGUUCCAGGGUCUCCAGCCGACAUCAAAGUGCUGGUGCUCUCCUCGACAUCUCUCCUCGUGAGUUGGAAGAGACCUGAACAUCCUAAUGGGGAACUCUUGUAUUACACCAUAUAUGUAAAGCCCACGUCCAGCAGUGGUUCGCCGCAGACGCACCGAGUGGACGUGUCCAGCAGAAAUAUUGUUGAGCUGAAGGAUCUGACCACUGGAAGAACUUAUGAAGUAUGGGCCACGGCGUCCACCAGAGCCGGCGAAGGCCCUCCUACAAGGAGAAUAUCACAUGCGCCCACGCAUAAAGUGGUAGCAGGAGUGGCUUCCCUAGGUGGCACAGUGUCAGUGGGAGUGGGAAGUUCCCUGCUUCUAGUAUGCCAUUGUGUGGGAAGUCCACCACCCAGAACCGUGUGGUACCACAAACACAACAUUAUAACCCACCAUCCCAGGUUCACGAGGAAUCACGAUGACAGUUUACUUAUAAAUAAUAUAGAUCAAUCUCUAAGCGGCAACUACAGUUGCUUAGCUAAAAACCUGUACGGUUCAGACUCCGUAGAAUACAUGGUUAUAGUACUACCACUUCCGGAAGCACCUGUUCUUCGAGCUACACCAUACAAGGACUCCAUACUAGUUGAGUGGGAACAACCGUAUUACAGCCACAGCAAUAGAAGUUCAGCACAAAAGAUUUCUUACAGUCUCACAUGGAAAGAAGCCAGUGGACCUUGGCACGAAGCAUGGCCUGCACACAAACUGCCAAACUUAUCUGGAGUCCAGAAGCAUCUCCUUACAGGACUAAAGUGUGGUACCAAGUAUUCGUUAAGGAUAGCAGCCACGAAUAAAGUGGGGACAUCUCAACCGGCCUAUUUGGAUGUUAGCACUCUGGGUGGAGUACCCAUCUCUCCCACAACUGCAGACUGGUUAUGGAGCAACUGUAGCCACAUUUAUAUCCAGUUGGCUGGAUGGGACGAUGGUGGCUGUGAUCUUCGAGGCUGGGAUGUGGAAUAUAGACAACUUGGAGCCAGAAGUUGGAUACGGGUGCUGAAUCCUAUAUCGUACAACGAGCAUUCCUCAUGGAAUCUCCCGACCAUGUACCAAGAUAAAUCUAUGUACCGCACCGGAUCGUUCGUGAUCGCGGACCUCUCCCCCGGCACGUGGUACCAGGUUCGAGUCACUGCAACCAACGAAGCUGGCAGCGUCAUUACUACAUACAGUUUCGCCACCAAAAAUAUAGAUGGUACUGAAGUCGGCCCACCAUCGGACAUGUUCGACCUAAAUAUGCUAGUCAUAGUGUGCAGUUCAAUAUUGCUUACUGUCUGCCUGUUGAGUUGUGUAUACAUAUUGGUGAAACGGCAAAGGAAUGGCAACCUAACCGAAUACAGGGAUUCAAUAACCGUGGACAAUAAAUCGGAGAGUGGCAACUUGACAGCUAACACGUCGCACACAAAUUUAGCCAAUGUGAAAGAAAACUCAAUAAAUGCGCAGAACCGGAUAUACAGCGCACCAAUACACAUGAGAAAUAAUAGCAAACAUGAACUCUACGAAAUUAGUCCAUACGCGCAGUUCGCAGUUGGUUUCCGGACCUUCGGCCAUGUUGAAAACCAAGACAUGCCCAGUCGACUCAAUAAGCACAGAUAUGACACGGAAACGAGCUUCCAGGUGUGUUCAGAGUCUGAAGAUAGCGAUAGUAUAUCUAAAUCCACAUUGAAAAGUGUGCCGCGAAAAUCGUGCAGAACACCACACCAUAGGUAACUAAACAAGGACAUAUUGUCGUUUUAAGUGAAAACAUAAUUCUAGGUUUUUGGACCAUGUUUUUGUGUUAUCGCCUCCCUUUGCAAAACACUAGCUAGGUAGAGUUGUGGUAAAAUCUUUCGUACUAACGCCAUCUGCCGGGUAAAUUUUUUUUUUUAACGAGAUAAAAACGAUCGUGUCUCUCAAACGAACGAUACACAUUUACAAAAUUUCAUUAAAAUCGACUGAGCUGUUUCUGAGAUUAGCGUGUACGACAUGAGAUUUCUAUAUAUAAUAUGAGUAUUAAGAAUAUAAAAAAAAAAUCUACUUAACACAUUGGGGUCGAUUCUGAAGCGCUAUUUCUCUAAUCUCUAAAUUGAAAAUUUUAAUUUGAUAUCGCAAUAAAAUCUUUAUUCUAAGAACCAAUAUGAACUAAAAUUGUAAUAAAUUUAGAAUCC